Molecule: messenger RNA, 2073 nt
Organism: Frieseomelitta varia
Lineage: Eukaryota; Metazoa; Arthropoda; Insecta; Hymenoptera; Apidae
Product: protein mab-21
Exons: 1
Coding region: 383-1480 (365 amino acids)
Source: RefSeq, a predicted model, not a curated record
GAAGAGAGAGAGCGGGUGGCGCGGAGGAGGUGAACGACAGCGCAGUCGACUAUCUGCUCCGGCACGGAGUCGCUCGUACACCUCGUCCUCUCGCUGCUCGUUCGUGUCUCCGCCGCAGGACCGGCGUCCUUAAGCGACGCGACGCGACGUGACGCGAAAAACCAACCGAUCGUACUCGUCUUUCCUCAAAGCGUCGCCUGGAUAGGCGAGGUUCAAGUCAAGGAACACAGAGAGCAGAUGGAAAGGCAACGAGAAAAAAUCAACUGAAAUCGCGAGCGAGUCGAUCGUUUUGGAAGGUGCCCUUUGGUAAGGAUGCGGUGAUCGCGAGAGUAGGCAACCGCGACGAGGAAGCCCUCGGAGGCUUCAGGCCGCCACGACGACGAUGCUGUUGCCGGCGGAUAUGCUGGCGGCUCAGUCCAAGAUGGUGUACCAGAUCAACAAGUAUUUCGGGGAACGCGUGAUGACCAGGAAGAGCCAGGUGAUGAAGACGAUCCAGGAGGUGUGCCGCGUGGUUCAAGACGUGUUGAAGGAGGUGGAGGUUCAAGAGCCGAGGUUCAUCUCGUCCCUGACCGACUACAACGGCCGGUUCGACGGCCUGGACGUGAUCUCGCCGACGGAGUUCGAGAUCGUCAUCUACCUGAAUCAAAUGGGGGUGCUGAACUUCGUGGACGACGGGACAUUGCCCGGUUGCGCGGUGUUGAAGCUCAGCGACGGCCGAAAACGGUCCAUGUCCCUCUGGGUGGAGUUCAUCACCGCGUCCGGCUACCUAUCCGCCCGAAAAAUCCGCUCGCGGUUCCAGACGCUUGUGGCGCAAGCGUGCGACAAGUGCGCCUACAGGGACUCGGUGAAGAUGAUCGCGGACACGACGGAGGUGAAACUCCGCAUCAGGGAGCGAUACGUGGUGCAGAUCACGCCGGCGUUCAAAUGCGCCGGCCUCUGGCCGAGAUCGGCCUCCCACUGGCCGAUCGCGCACAUACCCUGGCCCCAUCCGAACAUCGUGGCCGAGGUGAAGACGGAAGGUUUCGACAUGCUGUCGAAGGAGUGUAUCGGCCUCCAAGGGAAACAAUCGGCGAUGGAGGGCGACGCCUGGGCGUUGUCCUUCAUAGACGCGGAGAAUCGUUUGCUGCAGGGUGGCAGCCGAAAGCGUUGCCUGAGCAUUUUGAAAACACUGAGGGACAGACACCUCGAUCUACCGGGGAACCCGGUCACCAGCUACCACAUGAAGACGUUGCUGCUCUACGAGUGCGAGAAACACCCGCACGAAGCGGAAUGGGACGAGAUCUGCAUAGCGGAUCGGAUCAACGGGAUCCUUCUGCAGUUGAUCUCCUGCCUGCAGUGUCGCAGGUGUCCGCAUUAUUUCCUGCCGAACUUGGAUCUGUUCAAGGGCAAGUCGCCCAGCGGAUUGGAGAACGCGGCCAAGCAAGUGUGGAGACUCACCAGGGAGUUGUUGACGAAUAGCCGAGCUCUGGAGAAGCUGUAGCGAAAGAAAAUUUCCAUACGAUCCGCGCGUGCGGUGCCGCACGAGCGAGGGAAUGUCUUGUUACUCGUGCAAGAUCGAGGAAGAUCGGAAACGUCGCACGCCUGAGCCUCUGCACGUUGUCGGAAGAAUUCUCGAAGCUGGCGAAAGUGUUGGAAUCUCGAAAGUGUUUGGAAAACGACGGAAAACAAGCGCGUGUGAUUUUGUGACUCACGGGGUCCGAGGGCGAUCGAACCAGUGCCAUAAAACAUCCACCGAGACAUCGAGGGUCUCUGUUUCGCUCUCGAGUUGCCGACGGCGGCCACGUCGAGCCGCUUCUAACCGGUGUUACUCCAUUUCGUUGCUCCGAGCGUUUCGAAGGAGAGAGAGAGAGAUCGUGAUUUGAAUCUGAAGUUUGAGUUUGAUGUUACACGCGACUGCGAAUAAGACUACGACGACGAAAGUCACCGGUUACGAGUUAUGCUUAAUUCCUCUCUCUCUGAAUCGAACUCUGUCUCUUCCCCCUCCUUGUCAUUAUGUACAUAUUAUCUGAAAGAUAUUUAUUGAAAGUGUACACGAGAAUAUGUGAAAUACAAUGCUAUUUAUAUGGAACCGUA